AUGAUCACAUCGCCCUCGCUUUCUGCUGUAAGAAGUAGUAAGCACAGCAGCAGCGGUAGAGACAUUGGCGGCAGCAGCAGCCUCAGCCUCAGCAGCGCCGCUGAUCUCGCCUGGCAGAACGGGCACUCUGGGAAUACUACUAGCUGCACCAAGCCCUUCUUCCACUCCGUCCCUCCUUCGGACCCUUUACGGCAAGCGAAUCGGCUUCCCAUCAAAGUCUUGAAAAUGCUCACGGCUCGGACGGGACACAUUUUACACCCCGAGUAUCUGCAGCCUUUGCCUUCCACCCCCGUCAGCCCCAUAGAGCUGGAUGCUAAGAAGAGCCCCCUGGCCCUGUUGGCUCAGACGUGCUCCCAGAUCGGGAAGCCGGACCCUUCCCCUUCCUCCAAACUCUCCUCGGUCACCUCGAACGGCGCGGGCGGGGACAAGGACUCCAAGUCGGGCCCCUUGAAACUCAGCGACAUCGGCGUGGAGGACAAGUCGAGUUUCAAGCCCUACUCCAAGCCGGGCGCCGAGAAGAAGGAGCCGGGCCCCGCGGGCUGCGGUGGCGCCGCCUCGGGGGGAGUCUCCAGCGGGGAGAAGUCGGGAUUCCGGGUGCCGAGCGCCACCUGCCAGCCGUUCACGCCAAGGACAGGCAGCCCCAACUCCAGCGCCUCCGCCUGCUCGCCGGGGCUGCUGCCGGCCGAGGGCAAGGCGGGAGAGGACAAGAAAGACGCGGAGGGCUGCGGCAAAGGGGGCAGCGCCAGCUCGGACGGGGGCCCGGGCGCCGCCAGCCUCAGCCACAGCCGGAUUAGCGUGAGUUGUGGCGGGAUUAACGUGGAGGGCGGCCAGCACCCGGAGGGCGCGCCAGGCUCCAAGCCUAUCUCCUCGGACUCGUCCUCCUGCAGCAGCAGCACCACCGCCACCUCGUCCGCCUCGGUGCUGGGCUCCGGCCUGGUGGCCCCGGUCUCGCCUUACAAGCCGGGUCAGACUGUCUUCCCCUUGCCGCCGGCGGGCAUGAGCUACCCGGGCACGCUGGCGGGCGCCUACGCCGGCUACCCGCCGCAGUUCCUGCCGCACGGAGUGGCCCUGGACCCCACCAAGUCCGGCAGCCUGGUCGGGGCCCAGUUGGCUGCCGCUGGCAGCCUGGGCUGCAGCAAGCCGGCGGGAUCGAGCCCGCUGGCCGGCGCCUCGCCGCCCUCUGUCAUGACGGCCAGCCUCUGCCGCGACCCCUACUGCCUGAGCUACCACUGCGCCAGCCACCUGGCCGGCGCCGCGAGCGCCUCCUGCGCCCACGACCAGGCCCUCAAGUCCGGAUACCCGCUGGUCUACCCCACGCACCCGCUGCACAGCGUCCACUCCUCCCUGACGGGGGCCACCCCGCCCUCGCUGGCCGGCCACCCCUUGUACCCCUAUGGCUUCAUGCUCCCCAACGACCCCCAGCCCCACAUCUGUAACUGGGUGUCGGCCAACGGACCCUGCGACAAGCGCUUUGCCACCUCAGAGGAGCUGCUGAGCCACUUGCGGACCCAUACUGCCUUCCCGGGCACUGAUAAACUCCUCUCCAGCUACCCCAGCUCCUCCUCGCUGGCCAGCGCCGCCGCCGCGGCCAUGGCCUGCCACAUGCACAUCCCCACCACCGGGGCGCCGGGCAGCCCCGGCACGCUGGCCCUCCGCAGCCCGCACCACGCCUUGGGACUGAGCAGCCGCUACCACCCCUAUUCCAAGAGCCCUUUGCCCACCCCAGGUGCCCCAGUGCCAGUCCCUGCGGCUACGGGACCUUACUACUCCCCCUAUGCACUGUACGGGCAGAGACUUACCACAGCCUCCGCUCUGGGCUACCAGUGA
Messenger RNA from Emys orbicularis (European pond turtle), 1827 nucleotides. It is a transcript of the gene ZNF503, whose product is annotated as zinc finger protein 503. The coding region runs from base 1 to 1827 and encodes 608 amino acids. Gene Ontology annotation, cellular component: nucleus. NCBI's taxonomy places the organism in Eukaryota, Metazoa, Chordata, Testudines, Emydidae. The transcript is spliced from 2 exons. Gene Ontology annotation, biological process: negative regulation of DNA-templated transcription. The record is from RefSeq and is a predicted model, not a curated record.